Messenger RNA from Pseudophryne corroboree (corroboree frog), 1034 nucleotides. Its product is annotated as ZP domain-containing protein-like. Gene Ontology annotation, cellular component: cell surface; apical plasma membrane. The transcript has 7 exons. Bases 1 to 816 code for a protein of 271 amino acids. Lineage: Eukaryota; Metazoa; Chordata; Amphibia; Anura; Myobatrachidae. The record is from RefSeq and is a predicted model, not a curated record. Gene Ontology annotation, biological process: neutrophil migration.
AUGGUGAACAUUUCCGUGAACCACUUUGAAAUGGCUGCAGAAGUAACCAUCACUUUAAGUACAGAGGAUGGAAACUUCUCUGUCUCUAUGAUGCUGUACAAGGAUGAGGCAUUUCAGGACAUGUGGACCACAGUACCAUCCCUUAAGCUUGAUGACAACAUAUUUGUCCGAGUCCAUAUGCCGCUCAGUUUCAGCCCAUUUCAAGCAAAACAAGAUCUGGCAGAGAUCCGUCAAAGUGCUAUUUGCAUCUUUGAGGAGAGAGCAGUCCAAUCAGAAUCAAGCCUAGAGGGUGACCGUUGGAUGUGGAGGAGCCAGCCACAGCAGGAAGAGGAGCAGCCGCAGCCAGGAGACAACAAAAGAAGCUGCUCAUAUGUAUUUUUGCAUGAGACCUUAUCAAUAAUUAUGAAUGGAAUGGGUGCAGAAGCAAUGUUCAGGAUUCAGAUGUUCAAGUUUGUGGGUCUGGCGUAUAACAAUGUUUUCCUGCACUGCAGCGUUCAGAUAUGCCAUAACACAGAAUUCCUAUGCAAGCUGAACUGUACUAACAACAGAAGAGUAGCCAGAAACAGGAGAGAACUCCCUACAACUCAUACAGUUACAUAUGGGCCAAUUUCUCUUAAAGUAUCGGACGACAGGGUGUCUGACUCAGCCCAGAGGAAAUUCAUUCCAGUUGAGACAAUGAUCCUUGUCUGUGUCUUGACAGUGGUAUUAGUCAUCACCGGUGUGUUCGGCAAGCUCAUGUUGAAUUCUCGGAGAUCGUAUCCUGACAUGCAAGCGCAGUUAACUCUUGCCAACAUCCACCGUUCAGAGCUGGCAUAAUGAUGAAUGCAGUGAUUAACAUAUUUCUGCUACAUAUUAUAAAGCAAUCGGGAAAAGAAAAGUGUAUAGUUUAGUCCAGUGGUUCCCAAAUGCGGUUCUCAAUGCACCCCAACAGUCCAGGCUUUAAGGAUAUACAUGCUUAGGCACAGGUGACUUAAUUAGUACCUCAGUCAGUUUGAUUAUACAGUACGAUCUGUGCACAAGCAGGGACAUCCCUA